CGAACGAACGAACGAACGACGGAGUUCAGGUGGGCGGGGUUUUCCAUCCGGGUACUCGCGUGACCCUGCAGGAUAGCAAACAUGGCGGAGUCCUCCCUUGGGAAUCCAAGCCCAGGGGGCUCAGCGACUUGCGUUGACCAUGACUUCGACCCAUCAGCGGACAUGCUCGUCCAUGACUUUGACGAUGAACGCACAUUGGAAGAGGAGGAAAUGUUGGAAGCAUCUGACGAGGCGAACGGCACUGAGAUUGAGGAUCUGGCACGCGAAGGAGAAAUGCCCAUUCAUGAGCUCCUGAGUCUUUACGGUUACGGGGGUGCUUCACCGGCAGAGGAGGAUGAGGAGGAGGAUGAAGAACAGGAAGAAGAGGAUGAAGACGAGGAUGAGGAUGAUGAGCUGGACAAUGACGAAAGCAGCAGAGGCACCGGCGAGCUCAAAAGGAAUGAGGACGAAGGCGUAAAGAGCUCGACGGCACAGGAGGACGAGGCCCCGCCGACCACGGAGGGCCGCACGCGGUCCGUCCGGGGCUUCGGCACAUCCGAGCUUAUCCGUCCGCAGAAGCACAAGUACUUUGAAAGUAAUAACGAUGCAGAGGAGGAGUCAGAGGAAGAUGAGGAUUAUGUUCCGUCCGAAGACUGGAAGAAGGAGAUUAUGGUGGGCUCUAUGUAUCAGGCAGAAACGCCCACCGGCUUAUGUCAAUACAAAGAAAAUGAAAAAGUCUAUGAGAAUGAUGACCAGCUGUUAUGGAACCCCGAGUGCAUCCCCGAAAACAAAGUGGUGGCAUUUUUAAUGGAGGCGUCAAGACGCACGGGCGACGAGAAGGGCGUGGACGCCAUCCCAGAAGGAUCCCACAUCAAGGACAACGAACAGGCAUUAUACGAACUAGUCAAAUGUGACUUUGACACCGAGGAAGCUUUAAGAAGACUUCGCUUUAACGUGAAAGCGGCCAGAGAGGAGCUUUCCGUCUGGACCGAAGAGGAGUGUCGAAAUUUUGAACAAGGACUCAAAUCCUAUGGAAAAGACUUUCAUUUAAUACAGGCCAACAAGGUGAGAACUAGGUCUGUAGGAGAAUGUGUGGCCUUUUAUUACAUGUGGAAGAAGUCUGAGCGUUAUGAUUUCUUUGCACAGCAAACCAGACUUGGAAAAAGGAAAUACAACCUUCAUCCCGGUGUCACAGACUACAUGGACAGGUUGUUGGACGAGACGGAGAGCGUGGCCUCCAGCAGGGCGGCGUCGCCCCCUCCCACCACGUCCAGCAGCAGCGCCAGCCAAUCGGAAAGGGAGGACAGCAGCGGGCACAAUGGUCUUGCAGGCCACAGUUCCGGUCAUGUCGGAGACGGCGGCGCCCACGUUGUGCCGGAAAGCCAAGUGAAAGCGGAGCCGGCCGGCUGCAACGGCCCCUUUCCCACCUCAGACAACAACUCCAACGGAUGCAGCCGUCCCGGCUCACCGAGUCACCAGCGGAACGGCUCGCCGGAGCCUCCCGCCGACCAAAGAGACACGGCCGGACCGCACGACGGGCCGGCCAAGAGGAUCAAGAUAGAGACGGAGCCUUUGGCCCAAAGCCAAGCGGAAGCCACCGCAACGCAGGAGAACUGAGCAGCCCAAAUGAUUUCCCCACUGGGGAGGGCGUCAGCGAGGACUCCAUGAGCGGCUGCGCGGCCCAAAAUGGCGUCGAUCCUCCCUCCAGCGGGGGAACGAUUGUGACCCCUGCCAGUCUCUCGAGCCCAUCCAGGUAGCUCCCAACUUGUUCCCGGCCGGCGUCUCUCAUGACUUGACUGACAGGCUGACAGCGUUUUGCCAAGAAUCUCUCCUUUUCUAUUUGUUCUCAAAGGAAAACAAACCAACGAAUGAUUCCCAUUGCUAUUUUUUUUACACCAGAUAUUUAUAUUUUUUAACAAAAAGUCUAUGAUGGGGAUUUUGCUCAUUUGAACAUGUGAAGAGCAGAGCGUUGAAAAGGACCUUACGCCCAAGCCGAGGGAGGGCGGGCGGGCCAUCGUAGGCAAGCGGCUCACGUUGACUUGAGUUGCACUUUGAUUUUCGCGGCAGAAGCGAAGGGACUUUUUUCCUCUCGCAGAAAUAAACCGGCCGAGGUUUGUUUGUGUCAAGCCGCUGACAUCAGUGAUGUCCUGUAUUGACGCCGGCUGCAUUUUUGGCAACGGCCGCCUUUGCUUGGCCUUUCCUUUCGACUCGUCCGAAUGUCGGCCCUUUGUAAGCUUUGUAUAGAUUUUCCUACAUCCAUUGGUACAUUUUGAAAAAUUCUCCUGUCGCUCUUCUUUCUACGCUUUUUGGUCAAAAGCGGUUGUGAAAUAUACCACCGUAUGCCAUCCCAUUUUUUUCUUGCUUUGACUUUUUAGUCAAAGCGUUUUAGCUUCACCUUUGCUUCUUAAGGUUAUCCGACACGUUGGAAAGUCACUUUGAUUGGAGUGAGGCAAAUCCGCCAGCACCCCCAGACAUUUGAUGAAGUCGCCUCUGAAUCGUUUUACUCUCCAUUGCGACCGUUUUGCCCUAAAACACAUUUGCCCCGGUUAGUUGUUUGCAAUGUUUUGCUGCCCCCCCCCUCCCCUCUGUAAAUGACACCUAAAUAAAAACAACUGCAACAUAUAAAA
Syngnathus typhle (broad-nosed pipefish) is the source of this 2606-nucleotide messenger RNA. It is a transcript of the gene mier1b, whose product is annotated as mesoderm induction early response 1b, transcriptional regulator. Lineage: Eukaryota; Metazoa; Chordata; Actinopteri; Syngnathiformes; Syngnathidae. The coding region runs from base 82 to 1596 and encodes 504 amino acids. Gene Ontology annotation, molecular function: histone deacetylase binding; transcription corepressor activity. The transcript is spliced from 13 exons. Gene Ontology annotation, cellular component: nucleoplasm. Gene Ontology annotation, biological process: negative regulation of transcription by RNA polymerase II. The record is from RefSeq and is a predicted model, not a curated record.